AUGCCCGCGCCCGCCGAGGCCGCCGGCGUCCAACUGGCGCCGCACCGGGCUGUCUACGCGGUCGAACUGGAAGAGGCGUUGGACCGCAGCGGCAUCACCGGCAUGCGCGGCCGUAUCGUCUACGAGUUCCGGGGAUCGGCCUGCGAGGGCUAUACGACCAAUUUCCGCUUCGUCACGCAAAUCGCCGCGCGCGCCGGCGGCCGCGUUACCGACCAGCAGACGACGACCUUCGAGGAAGCCGACGGCUCGUCCUUCCGCUUCCUGACCCGCACCUUCGUCGACCAGCGGCCCGACCGCACGAUCGAAGGCGUGGCGGCCGUCGAGGACGAUGCGACGAUCGUCACGCUCAGCGAACCGGAGGAAACCGAGAUCCGGCUCGACCCGGCCGCGUUUCCCACCGCGCACAUGAUCGAUCUGAUCGAGCGGGCCGCCGCCGGCGAGCGCUUCUACGAAAAAAAGAUCUUCGACGGGUCGGACGAUGCCGACCGGGUGCUGACCACAACGGUGAUCAUCGGUCCCGAAAAGACCGAGGACGAGGACGAUCCCGAUGCGAUCGGCGCGGUCGCCGAUGCGCCGUUCCGCAACAUCUCGGUUGCCUAUUUCGACGAGGUGACCGAGGGCGAGGGGCUGCCCGAAUACCGGAUCGCCUUCAAGAUGCACGACAAUGGCAUCACAAGGUCGCUGGAGAUGGACUAUGGCGACUUCAUGCUGUCGGGCACGAUGGAGGAACUGGAACUGUUCGAGGCAGAACCGGAAAGGACCAUACGCAUGGCAAUGCCAGACUAUUCCAUGCGCCAGCUGCUUGAAGCUGGCGUUCACUUCGGCCACCAGACACACCGCUGGAACCCGAAGAUGGCGCGGUACAUUUUUGGCGACCGCAACAAUGUCCACAUCAUCGACCUGUCGCAGACGGUGCCGCUGCUCGAGCAGGCGCUCAAGAAAGUGUCCGACACGGUGGCCGGCGGCGGCCGCGUGCUGUUCGUGGGCACCAAGCGCCAGGCUUCUGAAAUCGUCGCCGACGCGGCCAAGCGGUCGGCGCAGUACUACGUCAACGCCCGCUGGCUCGGCGGGAUGCUGACCAACUGGAAGACGAUCUCCAAUUCGAUCGCGCGCCUGCGCAAGCUCGAGGAGCUUUUGGGCGGCGAGGCCGAGGGCUUCACCAAGAAGGAACGGCUGAACCUCGAGCGCGAGCGCGAAAAGCUCGACCGCGCGCUGGGCGGCAUCAAGGACAUGGGCGGCAUUCCCGACCUGAUGUUCGUGAUCGACACCAACAAGGAAGCCAUCGCCAUUCAGGAAGCGCAUCGUCUCGGCAUUCCGGUCGUCGCGAUCAUCGAUUCUAACUGCGAUCCGGACGUGGUCGACCAUCCGAUCCCGGGCAAUGACGAUGCGGCGCGCGCCAUCUCGCUCUAUUGCGACCUGAUCGCACGGGCGGCGAUCGACGGCAUCGAACGCCAGCAGGGCGCUUCGGGCGUCGAUGUCGGCGCGCAGGCCGAAGCACCGGCCGAGCCGGCCAUCGAGGAGGCUCCGGCUGAAGAGCCGGCGGCGGUCGCCGAAGAGCCUGCACCGGCUGCCGAGGAAGCCGCACCGGCCGAAGAACAGCCGGCCCAGGCCUGGCCGGUUCCACAACGACAAUUGGAUGACACGCCGCGUCCCGGAGAGCUCCGGGCCGGCACGACGAAAGGCACGACAAUGACCAUUACAGCCGCAUUGGUGAAACAGCUGCGCGACCUGACGGGCGCGGGCAUGAUGGACUGCAAGAAGGCGCUCACCGAAACCGAUGGUGACCUGGAUGCGGCGGUCGACUGGCUGCGCACCAAGGGCAUCGCCAAGGCCGAGAAGAAAUCCGGCCGCACCGCUGCCGAAGGGCUGAUCGGGGUCGCCGCAUCGGGUACAGACGCCAUCGUGGUCGAGGUCAACUCCGAAACCGAUUUCGUCGCCCGCAACGACGCGUUCCAGACGCUCGUCGGCGAUGUCGCGCAGGUCGCGCUGGGCACGGACGGUUCGGUCGAGGCGGUCGCCGCGGCCGCCUAUCCGGGCAGCGACAAGAGCGUUGAGGAAACCAUCAAGGACGCCGUCGCGACCAUCGGCGAGAACAUGAACCUGCGCCGUUCGGCCAAGCUGAGCGUCGGCAGCGGCACGGUCGCGACCUAUGUCCACAAUGCGGUCAAGACCGAUCUGGGCAAGCUGGGCGUGCUGGUCGCCAUCGAAACCGGCGGCGAUGCCGCUGCGGCGUCGGCGAUCGGCCGGCAGAUCGCCAUGCAUGUGGCGGCGACCAAUCCGCUGGCCAUCGAUGUGGCCGAUCUGGACCCGGCCGCCAUCGAGCGCGAGAAGGCGAUCUUUUCCGAGCAGGCCAAGGCAUCCGGCAAGCCCGAAAACAUCAUCGAGAAGAUGGUGGAGGGCCGCUUGCGCAAGUUCUACGAGGAAGUCUGCCUUCUCAAGCAGAGCUUCGUGAUCAAUCCCGACCUGACGGUCGAGCAGGCGCUCAAGGAAGCCGAAAAGGAAAUUGGCGCUGAGGCGAAAGUGACCGCUUUCGAACGGUUCGCGCUGGGUGAGGGCGUCGAGAAAGAAGAGAGCGACUUCGCCGCCGAAGUCGCCGCCGCCGCCAAGGGCUACCUUGCCUACAAGCGUGUCCUGCUGAAAGUGUCCGGCGAGGCGCUGAUGGGCAAUCAGGGCUUUGGCAUCGAUGUCGAAGUUGCCGACCGGAUCGCCAGCGACGUCAAGCAGGCGGUCGACAUGGGCGUGCAGGUCGCCAUCGUGAUCGGCGGCGGCAACAUCUUCCGCGGGGUCGCGGUGGCCUCGCGCGGCGGCGACCGGGUGACCGGCGACCAUAUGGGCAUGCUGGCAACCGUCAUCAAUUCGCUGGCGCUGCGCACUUCGCUGGUCAAGAGCGGACUGGAUGCCGUGGUGUUGUCAGCCAUUGCGAUGCCGCAAUUGUGCGAAAGCUUCUCGCAACGCAAGGCGAUGUGGAACAUCGAACAGGGCAGGGUGGUUGUCUUUGCGGGGGGCACGGGAAAUCCCUAUUUCACGACCGAUUCGGCCGCGGCGCUCAGGGCCGCCGAAAUCGGCGCGGACGCGCUGUUGAAGGGCACCCAGGUGGACGGCAUCUAUUCGGCCGAUCCCAAGCUCGAUCCGGCGGCCGAGCGCUAUGAAUGUCUGACGCAUGCGCAGGUCAUUGAAAAGGGCUUGAAUGUCAUGGACAUAGCGGCGGUUGCGCUGACCCGCGAGAACCGGAUUCCCAUCGUCGUGUUUUCGAUUCACGAAAAGGGCGGCCUGGCCGCCAUCGUCAAGGGACGAAGCAGUGUCAUGAGUGAGUAUGAUCUUGCCGAUCUGACCCGCCGCAUGGAAGGCGCGAUCACAUCGUUCAAAAGCGAUCUUGGCGGUCUGCGCACCGGCCGCGCUUCGGCCUCGCUGCUCGACCCCAUCACUGUGGAAGCCUAUGGCAGCGCGAUGCCGAUCAACCAGGUCGCCAACGUCACCGUGCCCGAGCCGCGCAUGCUGGCGGUCAAUGUUUGGGACAAGUCCAUGGUCGGGGCCGUCGAAAAGGCGAUCCGCGAGUCGAGCCUCGGCCUCAACCCGAUGACCGACGGCACCACCGUGCGCGUCCCGCUGCCCGAACUGAACGAGGAGCGGCGGCGCGAACUGGUCAAGGUUGCCCACCAAUAUGCGGAAAACGCCCGGAUAGCUGUGCGCCACGUGCGCCGCGACGGCAUGGACACCUUGAAAAAGCUCGAAAAAGACGGCGAGAUCGGUCAGGACGAGGGACGGUCGGAAUCGGACGCCGUGCAGAAGCAGACCGACACAUACAUCACGCGUAUCGACGAGUUGCUGGCCGCGCAACGAAUCGGGCGCCCGGCGUCCCCAAAGGAGAUGUACGUGCUGUCCAAAGCGCCCGCUGACACGAUCCUCGGUCCCGAACAUGUCGCCAUCAUCAUGGACGGCAACGGCCGCUGGGCCACCGCGCGCUCCAUGCCGCGUACUUUCGGCCACAGGGCAGGCGUGGAAGCGGUGCGCCGCACGGUGCGCGCCGCGCCCAGGUACGGUAUCCGGCACCUGACGCUCUACGCGUUUUCGUCGGAGAACUGGUCUCGACCGCCCGAAGAGGUGCGCGAUCUUCUGGGUCUGCUGCGGCUUUACAUCCACCGCGACCUGGCGGAGCUGGCGGCAAACGGGGUGUGCAUCCGCAUCAUCGGCAGCCGUGAAGGGCUCAAGCCCGACAUUCUCGACCUGAUCGAACGUGCCGAAUCGCGCACGCGCGGCAAUGUCCGGCUCAACCUCAACAUCGCCUUCAACUAUGGUGCGCGCGACGAAUUGCUGCGCGCGGCGCAAAAGCUGGUCGACACGGCGCGCCUGACGCCCGACUGCGAGCGGCGCCUGACAAGCGCCGAUGUCAGCGGCGCGCUCGACACGGCCGGACUGCCCGAUCCGGAUCUGAUCAUCCGCACCAGCGGCGCUCGAGGAAUAUCGCGGCCGGGAACGCCGUUAUGGCGCGGUGACGCCGGCGCGCGACGUCGCCCUAUGAGCAACCUCGCCGCCCGGGUCUGGUCCGGCGUGGUGCUGGGAGCGAUCUUCAUCGCCGUCACGAUUGCCGGCGGAACGCCUUUCGUGAUGUUCAUCACGCUGAUCGCCGCCAUCUUCUGGGUCGAAUGGACCGACAUGAAGAUGCCCGGCAGCGACGACCGGCUGCAACCGGUUGGCAUUCUGGGCUUGAUCGCACUGGCGGUCGUCAUCCUGUUUGCGCCGCCGGCUGCCAAGACACUGCUUCUGCUCGCCGUUUUGGCCUUGUUCGCCGUUGCGGCCGUCGGCCUCAAGGACAGACGAGCGAUUGGCGGGUUCGUCUAUGCGGCGCUGCUUCUGACCAGUCUGGGCCUUUUGCGGGGCGAUUGGGGCUUCGAGCCGGGCUUGGCGGCCAUCAUCUUCCUGGUCGCCGUGGUCUGGGCCACCGAUAUCGGCGCCUAUUUCGUCGGACGCCGGGUAGGCGGGCCGAAGCUGGCGCCGCGCGUCUCACCCAACAAGACGAUCUCCGGCGCGCUCGGCGGGCUCGCCUCGGCCGUUGCCGCAGCGCUCUUGGUCGAUGCGCUGUUCGGCGUCAGCAGCUUUUGGGCGGCAAUCGGACUGGCGCUGGUCCUGUCGACCCUGUCGCAGGCCGGCGACCUGUUUGAAUCGUGGAUCAAGCGGCGCGCCGGCGUCAAGGACUCAGGCCGCGUGAUCCCCGGCCAUGGCGGCGUCAUGGAUCGAUGCGCUGCGCGCCGGCAUCGACCAGCCCGCCCUUGCCUUUUUCUGACCGACAGCGGAGACCCGAUGUUUGACUUCCUGACCGGACUCGUCGCGACGGACGGCUUCAUCAUCGGCAUUGCCGUGCCGUUCCUGUUCGUUCUGACGGUCGUCAUCUUCUUUCACGAACUGGGCCACUAUCUCGUCGGCCGCUGGUGCGGAAUCGGCGCCAAGGUGUUCUCGGUCGGCUUCGGCCCCGAACUUUUCGGCUUUGACGAUCGCCACGGAACACGCUGGCGGCUGUCAGCGAUCCCGCUCGGCGGUUAUGUGAAGUUCGUCGGAGACAUGAACGCGGCCUCGGCGUCGGCGACGAUGGAUGACGCGCUGACCGAAGCGGAACGGGCCCGGGCCUUCCACACCAAGAGCGUCUGGCGCCGCGCGGCGACCGUGUUUGCCGGUCCGGCCGCCAACUUCAUCCUUGCAAUCGUCAUCUUCGCAUUCGUCCUGGCCGUGUUCGGACGCGUCGUCGCCGAUCCUGUGGUGGCCGAGGUUCGUGCCGGCAGCGCGGCCGAAGCCGCGGGCCUUGAAGCCGGCGACCGCUUCGUCAGUCUCGACGGCCAGCCCGUUGCGAGUUUCUCCGACGUGCAGCGUUAUGUGGCGCCCCGCGCCGGCAGCCCGAUCGCCAUGGUCGUCGAUCGCGACGGCCAGUCCAUCGACCUGACCAUCACACCCGAACGGCUUGAGAUCGAGGACCGGUUCGGCAACAGGAUCGAGCAGGGUGUGAUCGGCGUCGUCAACAACCCCGAGGCGGGACGGUAUCGCACCGAAACCUAUCCGCCGCUGCAGGCCGUCUGGCUGGGCGUUCAGGAGACCGGUUAUGUGAUCUCGCGUACCGGCGGAUAUCUGGCCGGCGUCAUCACCGGGCGCGAGAGCGCCGACCAGAUCGGCGGCCCGAUUCGCGUGGCGCAGGUGUCGGGGCAGGUGGCGACACUCGGCUUCAUCGCCCUUUUGAACCUGACGGCGAUUCUGUCGGUCUCGAUCGGGCUGUUGAACCUUUUGCCUGUGCCGGUGCUCGAUGGCGGGCACCUGAUGUUCUAUGCCUAUGAGGCGGUGCGCGGAAAGCCGCUGUCGGAGGUGGCUCAGGAAUAUGGCUAUCGGAUCGGAUUCGCGCUCGUUCUGGGCCUGAUGGUGUUUGCGACCUGGAACGACAUCACAUUUUUGAGCGCCGUGUCGGCUGCCGCGCUGGCUUUGACGCCGGCCGUCGGCGGUGCGAUCGCCGUGCAGACGCUGACGAUGGCAAGCGCGCAGGCAGCUGUGGUGAACGCGAUUUCGGUUCGCGGAAACCAGCGUGUCGCCGAGCAGACGAUUGCCGAUUUCGUCGGAUAUCAGCCCGGCAGGAACUUCACUGAUUCCGAUGUCAACGACGCGGUGCGGGCGCUGUUCCGUUCGGGACUGUUCUCGAACGUCUCGGUCGUGCGCUCGGGCUCGACGCUCGUCGUAACGGUGGAGGAAUUCGCCACCGUCAACCAGGUUCUUUUCCAGGGCAAUCGGCGUCUCGACGAUGACCGUCUGCGCGGCGUGGUGCAACUCGCCCCCCGCGCGCGAUUCGAUCAGGACACGCUGGACGCCGAUGUCGAAGCGAUCGUGGAAGCGUACAGCCGCACCGGACGGAGCGACAUCACGGUCGAUGCCAGCGUCGUCGAUCUGGGUGAGAACCGCGUCAACGUCAUCUUUCAGGUUGUCGAGGGCGACCGCACGAAGAUCUCGCGCAUCAACUUCACCGGCAACAACGCUUUCGGAGACCGGCGCCUGCAGGCCGUCAUCACGACCAAGCAGUCCAACCCGCUGUCUUUCCUGACGCGCAACGAUGUCUAUGACGAUCAGCGUCUGGCUGCCGACGAAGAGCGCCUGCGGCGCUUUUACUUCAACCGCGGCUAUGCCGAUUUCCGGGUCAUCUCCUCGUCCGCCGAUGUCGAUCCGUCAUCCGGCAACAUCGUCAUCAACAUCGAGGUGGAUGAGGGCGACCGCUACACGUUCGGCAACAUCGAGAUCGACAGCACCGUCACCGGCGUCGAUCCGCAAUCGCUGACGAGCACGAUCCAGACCCGUUCGGGUCGCGUCUACAGCGCCGUCGAUGUCGAGGAUACGCUGAUCGACAUGUCCGAGCGAUUGGCUGGCGCGGGCUUCCCGUUCGCCGAGGUCACGCCGGUCGGCAACCGCAAUUUCGACAAUCGUACGAUCGAUGUCACCUACAUCGUCGAUCAGGGUCAGCGCGCCUUCAUCGAGCGCAUCGAGAUCGCCGGCAACACGCGCACGCGCGACUAUGUCAUCCGCCGCGAGUUCGACCUGGCCGAAGGCGAUGCCUUCAACCAGAUCCUGAUUCGCAGGGCGCAGCGCCGGCUGGAGGCUUUGGACUUCUUCUCGACCGUGUCGAUAAGCACACGUCCCGGCUCGUCGCCCGACCGCGUCAUUGUCGUCGUACAGGUCGAGGAAAAGCCGACCGGCGAGUUCGGCGCAGGUGUCGGAUACACCACCGGCGGCCAGGACGAGGGCGUCAAUCUGGAAGGUUCGAUCACCGAACGCAACUUCCUUGGCCGCGGCCAGGCCAUUCGCAUCGGCAUCGGCGGCAGCCAGAACUCGCGCACCUACAACAUCUCUUUCACCGAGCCCUAUUUUCUGGGCUAUCGCGUGGCUGCAACCGGCAACGUGUUCCAGAACCGGCGCGACUUCGGAGACUAUGAAGAGGUGGCCACAGGCGGUUCGGUGAGCUUUGGCCUGCCCCUGACAGACGAUCUGACGGCCACUGCCGGCUAUUCCUACUCGCAGACCGCCUUCAAUGCGGACGGUGCCGAUUGUACCGAUUUGCCAGGGGAUCCGGACGCCAACUGUAGCGCGCCCGGCUAUGUUCAGACGCGGAUCGCCAGCGGUCGUGACCGGAUCAAGUCGUCGGUCUCCUACGGCCUGAUCUACAACACGAUCGACGACCGCAACGAUCCGCGCAGCGGUCUCUUUGUCAGGGCGAUCCAGGAAGUGGCCGGUCUUGGCGGCGACGCCCGCUUCGUCCGCUCGACGGUUGAUGCAUCCUAUUAUGUGACCGUGUCCGAAGAUGCCGAAGUCGUCGGCCUUUUGAGUGCCGGCGCUGGCAACGUUACGGGCAUUGGUCGGACGGUCGAGGGGUUCGACCAGUUCCAAUUGGGUCAGCGGCGCAUUCGCGGCUUCUCCUAUAACGGUAUCGGCCCGACCGAUGCGGCGGGCAACUUCAUCGGCGGAAAGACCUAUUUCAACGCCACCGCUGAAGUUCAGUUCCCGCUGCCGGCAUUCCCGCGCGAUCUUGGCUUCAAGGGCGCCCUGUUUGCCGAUGCGGCAACCCUGUUCGGCUCCGACGUAGCCGGCGCCAUGAACACCAACAUGGAAUGGCGUGCGUCGGCCGGUCUCAGCGUGAUCUGGCAAUCGCCGUUUGCGCCGCUGCGCUUCGACUAUGCCUGGCCGCUGGCCAAACAGGCGCACGACAAGGAGCAGCGCUUCAGCUUCUCGGUGUCGUCCGCCUUCUCGCUUGGCGGUCUUGCAGUGCCCGACGGCGCCGCCAGUGACGCCGUCGUCACCACGCUUGCGCCCGCCUCGGCGCCCGUGAAAGGAAGCCUGGUCUUCAUCGAGAGCGCCCGCAACGUCGCGCUCGAUACGCUCGGCCUGUGCAGCGCCGUGAUCGGACCCGCCGAUCUGGCCGGACUUUUGCCCGAGGGCCCCGUCCAUCUUGCGGCCAAUGCGCCGCGGCACGCCUUUCAGGAUAUUGCGCUGGCGCUUUUUGCGGACAGCAUUGGCGACGCGGUGGCCAUCGCCGAUCCGGCCACGGCGCUCCACCCCUCAUCGGGCGCGACCGUUUCGUCCACAGCGCGCCUCGAGGACGGCGUGAUCCUGGCGCCGGGUGCCGUCAUCGGUGACGAUGUGGAGAUCGGUGCGGGCACCAUCGUCGGCGCCAAUGCGGUCAUUGCGCGCGGGUGCCGCAUCGGCCGCAACGGCCGCAUCGGUGCGGGCGCGAGCCUGCAAUACGCCUUGCUUGGCGACCGGGUGCAGAUACUGCCUGGCGCGGCGAUCGGCCAGGACGGGUUCGGCUAUGUGCCGCGCGCCGACGGCCUGCGCAAGAUGCCGCAGCUCGGCCGUGUCGUCAUACAGGACGAUGUCGAGAUCGGCGCAAACACGGCGAUCGACCGGGGCACGCUGGGCGACACGGUGAUCGGGCAGGGCACGAAAAUCGACAAUCUGGUGCAGAUCGCCCACAAUGUGCGGAUCGGCAUGCACACGGUGAUCGCCGGCCAUUGCGGCAUUUCGGGCAGCGUGACCAUCGGCGACCAGUGCAUGCUGGGCGGCGGUGUCGGCGUCGCCGACCAGAUCGUCAUCGGCGACCGGGUUCAGAUUGCGGGCGGCGCCGGCGUGAUGGACAACAUUCCGUCGGGCGAGCGCUGGGGCGGUUCUCCCGCCAAGCCGGCCAGAGACGCACUGCGCGAAGUGCUGGCAUUGCGCCGGCUUGCCAAUGCGCUCGACACCGCCGAUCUCGCCGACAUUCUAAAGGCGCUGCCGCAUCGCUAUCCGAUGCUGCUGGUCGACCGUAUCGUCAACAUUGACGGACUGGAUUCGGCGGUCGGCAUCAAGAACGUCACCUACAACGAGCCCCAUUUCAUGGGCCACUUCCCCGGCAAUCCGAUCAUGCCGGGCGUCCUGAUCAUCGAGGGCCUGGCCCAGACCGCCGGCGCGAUCGGCAUCAAGAGCCUGGGCAUGGACAAGCCGGCGCUCGUCUACUUCAUGUCGAUCGACAAGGCCAAGUUCCGAAAACCCGUCGUGCCGGGCGAUGUGCUGGAAUACCAUGUCCGGCUGAUCAAGCGGCGCGGCUCGAUCUGCCGUUAUGAGUGCAUCGCAAAGGUCGCCGGCGACACGGCGGGCUCUGAGAUGGACGCGCAAUCGACAUUCGUUCACCCCACCGCACUGGUCGAGACCGGGGCGACCCUGGGCGCAAACGUGCGCAUCGGCCCGUUCUGCCACGUCGGCUCGGAGGUCACGCUCGGCGACGAUGUCGCUCUGAUGAGCCAUGUAUCGGUCACCGGCCCGACCGUACUGGGCGCCGGAUGCACCGUGCAUCCCCAGGCGGUGCUGGGCGGUGCGCCGCAAAACACCGCCUAUAAGGGCGAACCGACCAAGCUGGUCAUCGGCAGGAACGUCACGAUCCGCGAAGGUGUGACCAUGCACCGCGGCACCGGCAAUGCGCGCGGCGAGACCGUCGUCGGCGACGAUUGCAUGUUCCUGGCCUAUUCUCACGUCGCCCAUGACUGCGUCAUCGGGCAGCGCGUGACGUUCGCCAACAAUGUGAUGAUCGGCGGCCAUGUGACGAUCGGCGAUCAUGUGAUCGUCGGCGGCGGCGGCGCCAUCCACCAGUUCUGCACCAUCGGCAACAACGCCUUCAUCGGCGGGCUGACGGGCGUCGCCCACGACGUCAUUCCCUACGGUCUUGCGAUGGGCAGCCGGGCCUAUCUGAGCGGCCUCAAUCUUGUCGGGCUCAAACGCUCGGGCAUGGACCGGGCCGACAUCACGGCCAUCCGCCAUGCCUAUCGCGACCUGUUUGCGGACAAUGGCCGCUCGGUCAGGGAAAACGCCGAGGGGCUGGUCGAUGCCUAUGCCGGCAUCGAACCGGUGCAGCAGAUGGCGCGCUUCGUGCUCGACGGCGCCAAGCGGCAUCUGACGACGCCGCUGAGCGGCGCCGAUGAUGGGUCCGGUGCGCCCCUUGCCAUCAUCGCCGGGGGCGGGCAGGUUCCGCUGCAUCUGGCCCGAUCGCUGUCGGACAAAAACGUUCCGUUCGUUGUCGUCAUGCUCGAAGGCGACGCGGAUCCGGCGCUGGCCGAAUACGAGCAUAUCGCCGUCAACACCGCCGAACUGAGCCGAUUCAAGCGCUACAUGCUCGAUCGUGGGGUCGAAAAGGUCACUUUGGUCGGCACGGUGAAGGGCCGGCCCGACAUCGGCCUGUUCCGCCCCGACUGGACGACGCUGCGCCUGAUCGCACGGAUCGUGCGCGCGCUCGGCAAGGGCGACGAUGCGCUGCUGCGCGCGGUUGUGGCGAUGAUGGAGGAUGGCGGACUGACGGUGGUCGGCGCGCACGAGAUCGAGCCCGAUCUGCUGGCGCCCGCCGCCCGGCUUGGAAAGGUUUCCGUGCCCAAGAGCCAGCAAGCCGCCAUCGAGGCCGGAAUCGUCGCCGCCAAUGCGCUUGGCGCGCUCGAUGCCGGGCAGGCGGUCGUCGUGCUUGGAACCCGGGUGGUCGCGCUCGAAGGCGCCGAGGGCACCGAUGCGAUGCUGCAACGGGUUGCGGACCUGCGCGCCAUCGGCCGGCUGGGCCGGCGCAAGGGCGGUGUGCUCGUCAAACUGCGCAAGCCCGGCCAGGACAUCCGUGUCGACAUGCCGACAAUCGGACGCAACACGGUCGCCGGCGCCGCGUCCGCCGGCCUUGCCGGCAUUGCGGUGCAUGGCGAAAACACGCUGGUGAUGGACCGCCAGACAACGAUAGCGGAUGCCGACGCCGCCGCACACGCGGUGAGCCAUGACAAGCGCAACGGCCCGCUGAUCGGCAUCGUGGCCGGCGAACCGUCCGGCCAGCUUCUCGCGGCCGACCUGAUCGCCGCGCUAAACGCGCGGCUGGGUACGCCCGUGCGCCUGGUCGGUGUCGGCGGCCCGCCACUCCAAACCCAUGGGCUCACAUCGCUUUUCGACCCGGACGAGAUCGCGCUGAUGGGGCUGACCAGUGUGGUCCGCGCCCUUCCGCGUCUCGCCCGCCGUAUCGGGCAGACCGCAAACGCGCUGAUCGCCGCUCGGCCCGACUGCCUGAUUGUCGUCGACAGCCCGGAUUUUUCGCUGCAGGUGGCCAAGCGGGUCAAGAAGCGCCUGCCGGACCUGCCAGUCGUCAAAUAUGUCGCGCCCACGGUCUGGGCCUGGCGGCCGGGCAGGGCGCCGGCGAUGCGCGCCCAUGUGGACCAUGUCCUGUCCAUCCUGCCGUUCGAGCCGGCGGUGAUGGCCGAACUGGGCGGACCGGAAACCCAUUAUGUCGGGCACCGGCUGAUGGCGGACCAAGCGCUGCAGCGCUGCUGGGACGCCAACUCAGCGCGGAUCGUGCGCGAGGAAGGCGCACCGGUCAAUCUGCUGCUGCUGCCCGGAUCGCGCCGGUCCGAGGUGCGUGCGCUGCUCGACGAUUUCCGCCAGACGGUCGCGAUCAUGGGCGAGCGCGGCACCGCCCUGUCGAUCAGCCUGCCGACCUUGCCGCAUCUGGAACGCCAGGUGCGCGACCAUGUUCUGGGAUGGCCGGAAAGCGUGCGUGUGACCACCGGGCGCGAUGCCCAGAUGGCGGCGUAUGAGACGGCCGAUGUGGCGCUGGCCGCCUCCGGCACAGUGCUGCUGGAACUGGCGCUGGCGGGCGUGCCGGCCGUUUCCUGCUAUCGCGCCGAUCCGCUGAUCCGCCGCGUCGCCGAGCGGAUGUUGACAACCUGGUCGGCGGCGCUGCCCAACCUCAUCGCCGACAGGGUCGUGAUCAACGAAUACUAUGACGAGAUGAUCCGGCCCGGAAUGCUGGCGCGGCUGGCCGAGGAACUGGCCGACCCGGCCGGCUCACGCCGGGCCACGGUCAUGGCGGGCUAUCACACCGUGCGCGACCGGAUGCAGGUAAACGAGCCGCCGAGCAGCAAGGCCGCGGCGAUCGUGGCCGAUAUUCUCGAAGGCCACAGCCGCGCAUGA
Effrenium voratum is the source of this 12972-nucleotide messenger RNA. Lineage: Eukaryota; Dinophyceae; Suessiales; Symbiodiniaceae. The record is from the annotation of a GenBank genome assembly.